Messenger RNA from Tremella mesenterica DSM 1558, 879 nucleotides. RefSeq lists its product as uncharacterized. Gene Ontology annotation, cellular component: core mediator complex; mediator complex. Gene Ontology annotation, molecular function: transcription coactivator activity. The record is from RefSeq and is a predicted model, not a curated record. Gene Ontology annotation, biological process: regulation of transcription by RNA polymerase II. Bases 1 to 879 code for a protein of 292 amino acids. The transcript is spliced from 6 exons. NCBI's taxonomy places the organism in Eukaryota, Fungi, Basidiomycota, Tremellomycetes, Tremellales, Tremellaceae.
AUGGCACUACCCAUCUCAGAAGAAGAGCCUGAUCUCUCUCAUAUCCACUGGUCUUGGCCAGAAGCCAUCGCCGCCAACCCUACUCAUUCACUCUCCACACCCGAUCUUGCGAUGGACUAUUUUGCUUUCUCUCCAUUUUGGGAUAAAAAUUCUAAUAACAACGUACUACGCACUCAGAGAAGGGUGGAACAUCCGACAUAUGGACAUGCAGAGGAGAAAUACGAAUUACCAGCUUUCACAUCAGGUUUCGAAUAUAUCAUAUCACAUUCCCUUCCUCCUGAAUUGUUCGUGAUCCAUCGACGGGAGGUUGAGAAUGGUAAAAGAGACCGAGUGAGCGCAGUGUAUUUUAUCUUAGAUGGAAAGGUUUAUCCUACUCCUUCUUUAUACAACGUUUUGUCUGUCCGACUUCGAAACGCAACAUCCCUACUCGAAUCAUCUUUCUCAACACUAUCAUCCUUUCAUCCUCCUUCAAACCCUCGUAUAAACCCGCAAUGGCGUUCCCUACCUCCUCCACCUCCCCCCAUCCAGCCUGACGCCCGUACACCUGUAGACCAACCUGACGAACUGUCCGCAAAUACCAAAUCUAAGGAAGAGCCAAAUAAAACCGAUUGGAACCUUUUUCACGCUUUAUCUACCACACAUGCUUCUCUCGAUGAACUGGACGAAAUGGCUCAAAAUCCCAUUUCAACCUCCGAACCCCAUGACUUCCACAACUUGGACGAUAUCAGAAACAGGAGAGAUCUUUCACUCCCCCCUUCUAGUAUUGUGGGAAACACACCAACUCCUGGUGAAACGCCUUAUGGAAUGGAUAUGAGAACACCCACGGUGUUAGCUUCAACAGCUAUAAGUCCCGGUUCCGUCAUGUCGACAGGAUCGUAA